AUGGGCGAGCAUAAUCUCCUUAAUCCGGGGUUUGUGGGACCUUUGGUAAACAUCCACACCGGAGACACCUUUUAUUUCCCCAAUUUUCGAGCCUCGGGGGGACAACUGGCGGGGCUGCCGUCUCUCUCCUACCCGAGGAGGGACAAUGUUUGCUCCCUCCCGUGGAAUGCUUCGGAGCCGUGCAAUGGAUACUCCCAGUCGUACUUCAGCAGCCCGGUGUCCAUUAACCCCACGUUCAAUCGCUCGUGUGAGAUCAGCAGAGCCGAGGAAUCAAAGUGUUACUACAGCAACGGAAGUAGGGAAGCUUGCGGAAGCGGCGGCGGCGGCUCAGGUGGCCUGAAACGGGAGGACAGAGCGAGGGACUCAUCCUCCACAUCCCUAUCAUCCGAGCACGGGAUGCACACCGGGAUCGGCCCCACCGCCUCCGCAGCCUCCGCAGCCUCCGCAGCCGCCUUCUCCAAGUACGAAUACGGCACCGAGCAAUUGACGCAGGAUCCUCCGUCCUGUCAGUCCAUGGAGUCCGAUUCCAGCUCCUCCUUGCUCAAUGAGACCGGCAAGCCUCCAUCCACCGACACGCAGAGCCUGGUGUCACCGGGAAGCCAUGCGAGUAAUCUGGCUGCAGGCGGAGGCGCCCCGUGGUAUCCGAUGCACACCCGGACCAGGAAAAAACGCAAACCUUAUUCCAAACUCCAGCUGGCGGAGCUGGAGGGUGAAUUCAUGCUCAACGAGUUCAUCACCAGGCAGCGGCGGAGGGAGCUCUCAGACCGGCUCAACCUCAGCGACCAACAGGUCAAGAUCUGGUUCCAGAACCGCAGGAUGAAGAAGAAGAGACUCAUGCUGAGGGAGCAAGCCCUGGCCUACUUUUAG
This is a messenger RNA of Doryrhamphus excisus (bluestripe pipefish), 867 nucleotides long. NCBI's taxonomy places the organism in Eukaryota, Metazoa, Chordata, Actinopteri, Syngnathiformes, Syngnathidae. The record is from RefSeq and is a predicted model, not a curated record.